Blepharisma stoltei is the source of this 2048-nucleotide messenger RNA. The record is from the annotation of a GenBank genome assembly. NCBI's taxonomy places the organism in Eukaryota, Ciliophora, Heterotrichea, Heterotrichida, Blepharismidae.
AUGGAAAAUCAAACUUAUUCAUGACUUCUUUCGUUAGUUAACACAAGAAAAACCCCUUUAAGAAUUCUUGAAGCUGGCUUAUGCAGAGGUGACCUACUGCAAGAAUGAUAUGCCAACGAUAAAAGUGGGAUUGUAAUUACAAAAACAACAAAGACCCUAAACAAAACUUCGCAACUAUUAACUCACUUUUUAAACAUAAGGUGUCCAAUCUUAGAGGACUAUUCCCCAGAAAAAAUAAUUGCUUAUUUAUAUCAUCAAAAAGGAAGGAAAGUGCUAACUCCCCACUCCGUGAGUAAAAAUUGAUAAGUAAAAAUUAAUUUAAUUUUUAAAAUUAAUGUUUUUAAAAUGCAAGCUGUUUAAAAUUCAACAGAAUUAGAUAGAGAUUUCAUUAUAAUAAUGAUCACUUAUAUAUGAAAUAAUUUUUCAUAAAAAAUUUUUUUAUAUUCGCUCACGAAGGGUUGGUUUUUGGGCGAAAAAUAGGGAUUUUUCCAAUGGUUUUGUUCGCUCACGAAGGAGGGGAGAGUAAGAGCAAAAGAGGCAAUCAAUUUUUCCAAAAACCUCAUGUACGGUUUACAAAUGAGAAGCAUCCAUAUGGCUCUUCCUGAGACUUAUUCCAACGUGAUGAUAAAAGUGAAAGCCAAGAAUGAAAAUGGAGAGUUCAAGAAUGAGCUCUCAUAUAAAUCAUUUGAAAAAGAAAACGGCGACGCUGUCAAAGAUGAGUCCCUAUGCGAAAGAGCCCACGAAAUGACUCUGUUUAUUGCAGAAUAUAUAUACCGAUUUCAAAGUGAAAUUGUUGACCAGCUGAGAUAUGAUUUGUGUGUCGAUGGGUAUGGAUAUUAUUAUUUAAUUAGGCUUGAAAACCCUGUUUUUGCCAAAGAGCUUAGCAACAUUCCCAGGGUCAGGAAUAAAAACAGGACUAAUACCAUUUUUCUUGACCAGCCUCCAGACCCUGACGAAGAUGCUAGAAAUUUAGAAUCUGCAGUGCCAGAGUUUAUUCCCAUAGGAAAAGUUUCUGAUAGGAGAAAAUCUAGGGAAUCUCUGAAAUUCCGCUUUGAUUUUAAAUUCCACAGAGCACCUAACAGUCCAGUUUUUGUAAAAAUGAUUGCAAAAACAAUAGAAAAAUCUCACCAAAAAGCAAUUAUGAGAGAAAAACUAGAACAAAAGCGGAAAAUGCUAUACUCAGCAGAUGUCAGCAGAGUGGUUUCUCCAAAUAACGAGAGUAACCAGAAAUUUGAAUUUACCGACACUCCAAGGAACUUAAAUGAGCUAAUUGACGUGCUGGGUUCUGGACACCGCAAAAGUACUUCUGAUGUGCAUUUAGAGGAGUCAAAAAUAAUCAAAAUAUAUCAUUUUGUCGAAGCUCUGCUAAUUGUUUCUCUUUCGGCAAUAGUUGAUUAUGAGGUUCAGUUUUCAAGGAGAAUCCUAUCCUGUCUAUACAAAGCCCGAAAAUAAGCGGAUUCUGGUCCUAGGGAACGGAAGGAAUCGUAUUUUUACUGCUCUCCAACCCGAGGAGGGUUGACCUUUAGCUGGAAACAGUCAAGUCGAGUAUAGUAGCACUAAGUCAGGGCGACCUGUCGAAGCGGAAUGUUGGCGUUGGCAUCUUUCCAGUGGCUCCUUUUGAGGCCUCCUUCAAAAGUCCUUCCUGGCGAAACUAUGGAAACCCCAGAGCGGAGGCAGCGGUAGCAGGAGGCUUGCAACCACAUAGGAGACGUUAAACCAUAAGAUUUAAUAAGAUAGAGGAGUCAAACAACGAAGAGUACAAGACAAAACAAAGCUAUAAGGAUCACAUAAACUUCGAAAGAAGACCAUCUGAGCUUCACUUCGCAACAGCUUUAGCAACAAGGUUUUUUCAAUAUGAAAGAAAAACAAUGACGAAAAGCAUGGGGCACACAGCUAGCAAUAGCAAGAGGAAACCUCACAAAAAUCGAUUGUUUCAGAUUUAUAUGGGAGAAAGAGAGCAGGCACUGAGUACUAAAUAUUCAUCAGUCCCCAAUUCUCCAAAAUCUUGCGGCAAUAAAGCACACAACUUUGUGAGUUUUGCUUGAUAA